AAACCAAGCUUCGCCUUGCACUUCUGGUUUCUGCCUACAGCAGCCACUCUCAGGCUCCGGCGACGCCAUGGCCACAUCGACGGUCCUCCGGAUCCCUCUGCUAGCUGCGACCGUCGUCGUCGUCGCAUGCGCCAUGCUGCAUGGCGGCGUACGCGCGCAAGCCCCGGCGCCGACCCCGUCCGGACUUGACUGCACGCAGUCGUACUUAAACCUGUCGAGCUGCUUAUCGUACGUGAUGACCGGCAGCAACGAUACGGUACCUGACAAGGACUGCUGCCCCGAGCUCGCCGGCCUCUUCGACUCGCAGCCCAUCUGUCUGUGCGAGCUCCUCUCCGGCGGCGCCGAGAGCUUCGGCAUCUCCAUCGACAACAACCGGGCCCUCAAGCUUCCCUCCAUCUGCCACAUCGACUCUUUGCCGGUGAGCCUGUGCGCAGCAAUAGGAUAUCCAGUUACAGGUAGUCCGAUGGGCAGUCCAAUGUCUCCUUCAUCAGCUCCAUCAGGCAUUGGCCCGCGGUUGCCCGGGACACCGGCCGCGCCGCCCCCGCAGAACCGCGCCGCCGGAGCCGGAGCAGUGGGUCGUCUCGCACUCGCCGGUCUCUCCUGCGCCAUCGCCGUCGUCGGAUUCUUCUAGGAUUCACCAAUCGAUUCGUGUGGUCUACCCAUUCCAGUUUCUUUAUUUUCAUGCGCUGAGAAGUGUAUUACGUUGCCAGAAUUCAAUUUGCGUUGUUUGUGUAUCCAUUCCAAGUUUCCAAGUAUGAACAGACGAUUGAUGUUCUUCCAUUCUA
Molecule: messenger RNA, 785 nt
Organism: Musa acuminata subsp. malaccensis (wild Malaysian banana)
Lineage: Eukaryota; Viridiplantae; Streptophyta; Magnoliopsida; Zingiberales; Musaceae
Product: non-specific lipid transfer protein GPI-anchored 2-like
Source: RefSeq, a predicted model, not a curated record